AUGAAUAAUACGCUUCAAGCUGCGAGUCGGGUCAUUAUUGACACAGAUGUCGGGGGCGAUGAUAUGACGGCUAUGCUAAUAGCAAUGGCUGCGCUGCCGACGGUGAUGGAAGUAGUGCUUUUUACUGCUGUUUUUGGAAACGUCAAUAUGGAAAAGGCGUUGAAAAAUAUCAUUUCAAUGUUCCAUAUCCUGUCCAUGGAAAUGCGUUGGCGCGGGGAUCGAGGCCUGCCGCUAGGAUUUGAAGCUUUUCGAACCUUCAAGCCUCUUGUCAGUCUCGGCGCCAGACAUGCACUUGGUAAACCUGUGGUGAUCCAAACCGAUGGAUUUCAUGGACCAGAUGGACUGCAAAAUUUCUACGCCUUGCACCCCGAGUUUGCCCCAGACAACUCUUGGAAAUCACUUUUCGACGCAAAUUUGCCUGCUCCGAAAGAAGACCCCGAGUAUUUCAAGUACUUCAAAGCUUCAAAGGCUCCCGCGCAUCGGGAAAUCAUCCGUGUUCUGAAGGAAAACCCACCGAACACAAUUACAGUGAUUGCACUUGGACCCAUGACAAACAUUGCCAUGGCUGCAGCAGAAGAUCCCGAGGCUGUACUGCGAAUGAAGGAGCUUUUAGUCAUGGGCGGUACGAUCGACCACCCCGGUAACGCCUCCCCGUUGGCCGAGUUUAACACGUUUUAUGAUCCGCUCGCAUGUGCACGAUCAUUCGCACUUUCUUCUCAUAAACCAAACUCCACCAUGCCGCCGAUUACCCAUCCUGAGCGUCAUCUCGGAAUCUAUCCCGAGAACUUGUCUAAACGCCUGAAUAUCAAGCUAUUCCCAUUAGAUAUAACGCUUACCAACUGCGUGAACUAUGAUCGAUUCUCCAAAGAAAUUGCCAAUCAGCUAGAUGAGAAGGGACCUCUCGCGACCUUGGUUGAUACAUAUCUUACCGGGCUUCAUAAGAAGGAUCCGUCGAAUUCUUGCGUUGUACAGCAUGAUCCACUACCAAUUUGGUACGCUUUAACAUCCAAUAACACACGUUGGAAUAUGAGUCGCGAAACCGAUAUCAGAAUUGAGACAGCAGGACAGUGGACUUAUGGAAUGGAUGUUGUUGAUCGACGUGGGGAAAAGAGAGCAGACGGCGUGAAUGAGACUGAGGUGGCUGAUGACCCACUUGGGUGGCUUAGCGCUGUUCGUGGCAAUAGAAUCAUCCAAGCCCUGCAAAGUCCGGGGGCAGAUAUCUUCAACGAGCGGCUGCUGGGGCUUUUUGACCUCUAA
Messenger RNA from Penicillium angulare, 1257 nucleotides. RefSeq lists its product as uncharacterized. The record is from RefSeq and is a predicted model, not a curated record. Gene Ontology annotation, molecular function: purine nucleosidase activity. Gene Ontology annotation, cellular component: cytosol. NCBI's taxonomy places the organism in Eukaryota, Fungi, Ascomycota, Eurotiomycetes, Eurotiales, Aspergillaceae. The coding region runs from base 1 to 1257 and encodes 418 amino acids. The transcript has 4 exons. Gene Ontology annotation, biological process: purine nucleoside catabolic process.